GCGCGUGAGAUUUUAAAUGCACCCGAAUUGCUCCUGCAGAUGUUAUACUCUGAUCAGUCUGUGCUGUUGGGGGGGGGCGGUGCCACCCUUUUAGACACGCCCCUGCAAACAGCACUGUUAAUUAUAUUGAUACAGUAGCCUACAUGCAUGACGAGUGUUUGGUAAUAAGCAUAAUUGUUAGAGUGGUUUUGGUGUUGAUGGUUGAAGCUGCGCUACUUUUUGGCAUUUUGUAGCGUUGAGCUAUCGAGGGGCGGGACGUCUGUCAGUGAUGUUCAAAUUGCUACAACCCAAGUCAUUCACAUCAGGUGAGCAAGUUUUUACGGGAACCUCAGCGCGCCAACACUGCCCGAGCAUGAAAUGCCUUCUCCUUUAUCUACUGAUAAUUCUCCUGAGUCAAAGAGCCAACAUGGAGCGUAUUGAGAGGAACCAAGACUGUACAUGGCGUUGUUCUGAGGGUCUACAGUGUAAACCUAGACCUUACUCUCCACUUUCAUUAUCUCACUGCAAGAAUCAGCCGGUCAGCAGUGCUGUAUUUUAUAAUGUGAUGCUGUCCACUGUAUUGGGAUGUGAGGGGAGAAAAUGUUCACUGCAACUCAAAAUCGCAACAUCGGUGAAUAUAACUGGUAAAAUCCGUGGAGUUUCAGUGUGUGUCGACUCUGCAGGAAUGAUGGGACACUGUCAGAUUUAUAACUUUGGCCAUGCUGGCAGAGAAAACUUUACAGGAAAACAGGCUGAUGUGCAAGUGAAGUGUGUUCCGGUAAGACCCGGUCAGCAUGUGUUUGUAACUCUCAAAACUGUUCCUAACUACUGUAAAGCCGUAAGGAUGCAAAGAUACGUCGUCCCUGGUAUGAAAUGCAGCCAUAAAGAUAUCAGAGAUAUUGUCUCAGAGUGCAUCACUGGAAAGCUGAAUUAUACUGUGGAUAAAGGCAGAAGAGAGAUAAUAGUGGCAGUGACUGAUGCUCCUUUAAACACGGAUUACAACCUCAGGCUCUGUCAUAAACGCAGCGUCAUCUGUGCAGGUGAAGGAACUCACAAAACGAUAAAACCACAAGAUCUACAGAGAAGCAUCACAUUUCAGUACUCGAAGGCUCUGCCUUGUUUGUGCAUUGAGGGCUGGCCUGCCAGAGUAGAUGCACGGCGAGUUCAAGCGUGUCCAUUCAGAAACGAUUUGGAGGAGCUGUGGUCUGGAAUAACCUAUGACCCCAACAAAGAGGAGUUGAUAUGGGAGCCUUUGUGUCCCAUCAAAGCAUCCGUUUCUCUGUGCCAUGCAGACGGAGAGAACCGUUGCCGAGACCUUGGAGAUGUUAUUUACUCAGAAGGACAACAAGUGAUAUUCUCUUCUGUGGAUCCACACCCUAUGCUUUGCACGAAGUUUACCACCGAAGUGGGUACAUGGAUUAAAUGUCCUUUCAUCAAAGGGAAUUUCUCAGUGUGGAGCGCAAAGCUGAAGUCAAAACACGGUCACCGUUGGGCAGAGAUUGUAUCGUGGGUGAAAGCUAACUUCUCUGUUUCCCUUUGUGAGACGAAGCCCUUCUCUCAGUGCAAACCGACCGAGAGAAUCACAACACAAACCCUUGUGGUAAAUCGUCAUAAACAGGAUUAUCAAGCUGACAAAAUGAGGCACACAACUUUCAACUUGUCCAGAGGUGCGUGCGAAAUGUGUGUUUGCAUCCAGGUGCAGAGAGUAGAUGUUCAGUUUUCAGUUCCAGUCCUCCAGUGCGACUUGGAGUGUUCGAAUUGGUGCCGUGACCAGGAGAGAAGUUACUAUGGAAAGUUUGAGAAGAUCAUAGUGCCUGCUGCUGUUUUUCUGACGGUGCUCUUGGCAGCUGCUUUUAUCGCUAAAAUGACAAUAAAAGAUGGGAGUAAAAGAACAUUGUGGAAGAAACUUAGCGAACGUUGAAAAUAUGGGGCUACAUGGCAAAGCUUGGAAAAGCACAUACAGUACAUGCAUCAUUAAAUGAAUUCAUAUGACUACUGGAUUAAUGUUUGUCUGAACACUACAUUUGUGAGUAUUUAGCGAUCAAUAUGAAAUAAAAAAAAAAGUUAUCCGUGCGCCACCAUUUUUGAAUACACCACGUUGAUCUUUAUGUUUUAAGGAUAUGCAAUGUAUCGGCAACUAAAUAACCUCAAAAUAUUAAAUGUUUUCUCUCAUAAAUGUAUCAUUUUGCUUUAUUUUAUUUUAUUUUUAACAGUUUUUACAGAAACAUAAAACAGAAAUUGUGCAAAAUUUAUACAAAAAAGUUUCUUUUACGUAUAUAGCCUACAUAGGCCUAUGAGUUCGAGUCCCGGCUUGUGGUCCUUUCCUGAUCUCGCCCCCCUUAUUUCUCUUACUUUGUUACCUGUCCUCUCUACUACUCUACUGUAUAAUUAAAAGCAGAAAGCACAAAACAUUUGUUUUAAAAAAGUAUGCUAUACAUAAAGUAGGCCUAUACACACGAAAUAAAAAUACAAAAUCAUGUUGCUUUAUUAUUAUUAUUUACUUUAUUUAUAACAGUUUUUAUACAGACAGAAAUGGUGCGAAAUGUAUACAAAAAGUUUGCUAUACAUAUAUACAUAGGCCUACUGUAUGAGUUCGAGUCCCGACUUGUGGUGCUUUCCUUUUCUCGCCCCUCUUAUCCCUCCCACUUUGUUUCCUGUCCUCUCUACUACUCUACUGCAUAAUUAAAAGCAGAAAUCACAAAAAUAUUUAUUUAAAAAAGUAUACUAUACGUAAAAUAAACACACAAAAGAAAAAUACAAAAUAAUUUUGCUUUAUUACCUAUUGGGGUAAUUUGGUUUAGUUAAACGACAAUUUAUGUGCUUUUUAGAGCUUUGCCAUUAAGUCACAUAUGAGAUAAUAGGAUAGUAUUUUAAUAUAAAAUGAUUUGUCUGUGUUCAACGGAAGAAAGAAAGUCAUAUACAUCUGGUAUGGCACACGGGUGAGUAAAUUAGGAAACGUUCAUAUCUGGGUAAAUCCUUUAA
Messenger RNA from Triplophysa rosa, 2961 nucleotides. RefSeq names its product interleukin 17 receptor E-like (gene il17rel). The record is from RefSeq and is a predicted model, not a curated record. The coding region runs from base 269 to 1900 and encodes 543 amino acids. Gene Ontology annotation, molecular function: interleukin-17 receptor activity. Lineage: Eukaryota; Metazoa; Chordata; Actinopteri; Cypriniformes; Nemacheilidae. The transcript is spliced from 18 exons.